AUGGAUGAUGAUAAUGUUAACUUUGAUUAUCAAUAUGAAACUGAUUCUGAUGUGAGUAAUGAUAAUGUGACUUUGAUUAGUAAGCUUGAUCUUGGUAGUCCUUUACAUUUGCAUCCUAAUGAUUCCAGUACUUUGUCUAUUGUGUCUAUUAAACUGAAAGGAACUGAGAAUUACAAGGUGUGGAGCUGUGCAAUGAUUUUGGCUUUAGAAUCAAAAAAUAAAAUUGGAUUUAUUGAUGGUACAUGUAGGAGAUCUAAUACUGAUGAGGUUCUAGGUAGACAAUGGGAUAGAUGCAAUGCUGUUGUAAUUUCUUGGAUUUUGAAUUCUAUUGCUGAAGAAUUGUAUCUAGGUCAAAUUUUUUUUGGGAAAGCAUCUUUAAUCUGGAAAGAACUUAAAGAAGCUUACGAUAAAGUUGAUGGUUCUGUCACAUUUAAUCUUCAUCAUAAAAUUAACUCUUUGUGUCAGAAUGGUAUGCCUAUUGCUGAUUAUUAUCAUAAGUUGAAUGCAUUGUGGAAACAGUUUGAUGCUCUUAUUCAAUUGCCUAGAUGUACUUGUCAUGCUGCUGCUGAUUUCUCUAAGAAUAAUCAAUUGUUGAAACUUAUGCAGUUUUUAAUGGGUCUUGAUGAUAUAUAUAUGCAUGUUAGAAGUAACAUUUUAACUAAAGAUCCUUUGCCUGAUGUAAAAACUGCUUAUUCUUUGAUCUCUAGAGAAGAAUCUCAUAGAGGGAUUUCUUCUUCUUCUAUGUCUCAAAAAUCUCAAAAUUCUGUGUUUGCUUCUAAAUUUGUUAAUAAAGGGAAUACUGCUUCAAAUCUAUUUCAAAGAAAUAAUAAGAAUUCUGUAACUCAAUCUGGUUAUAGAAAUCAGUCUUCUGUUGUUCGUGAACACUUUGGUUUUAAUGGUCAUACUAUGGAAAAAUGUUUUAAGUUGAUUGGUUAUCCAAGUGAUUUUGGAAAGAAAAAAGGUUUUCAAAAAAAGGUUUCAAAUAAUUCUGUUGCUACACCACAAAGUAGUGAUGGAAAUGUCCAGUUUUCUGAUGAACAGCUUGCUAGGAUUGUUUCUAUGAUCAAAGAGUCUACUCAAGAAAAGAAUGUUGUUACUAAUAUGGCAGGACACCCUAAUGGUACUUAUGCAUAUAUUCAGAAAAUUGGAAAUCUUAAAUUAACUAAAACUUUAACUUUGUUUGAUGUUUUCGCUGUUCCUGAAUAUUGUGUUAGUUUACUAUCUGUUCAUAAACUUGCUAAAGAUAGUAAGAUGUCAGUUCUCUUUGAUGAUUAUAAGUGUUACAUUUUGAAUCAGGAUUUGAGUGCAAUGAAAGUUCUGGGGAUUGGUAAUCAGUGUGAUGGAUUAUAUUAUAUUUGUGAUGAAUCUGAAGGUGAACUUGUUCAUUUGGAUGUUUGGGGACCUUAUAAAGUUAUUGGCAGAGGUGGUUUUGGAUAUUUUCUUACUAUUGUUGGUGAUUAUAGCAGGGUAGUUUGGGUUUAUCUUUUGAAAUCUAAAGAUGAAGUGUUUGCUAAUGUUGUAGUUUUCUUUAAUCUAUUAAAAAAUCAGUUUGGAAAAACCAUUAAAACUUUGAGAAGUGAUAAUGGGACAGAGUUUAUUAAUAAUUCAUUUGUUCAGUUUGUUGAAACUAAUGGGAUUGUUCACCGAACUUUUGUUGCUUAUAGUCCUCAACAAAAUGGAAUUGUGGAAAGGAAACAUAGACAUCUUCUUAAUUUGGCUAGAUCUCUUAUGUUUCAGGGGGGAAUACCUCUUAGUCUUUGGCCUGAAUGUAUCUUAACUGCUACUUACUUGAUUAACAGGUUGCCAUCUUCUGUGCUUUUAGGAAAGUCUCCUUAUGAGUUAGUCUUUGGACAUGUUCCUUCUCUCUCACAUCUUAGGUCUUUUGGUUGUCUUGUUUUUGCAAAAACUUUAAAUAAUUUUGAUAACUUUUCAAGUAGGUCUAUUAAAUGUAUCAUGUUAGGUUACUCUAAUAGAAAGAAAGCUUAUAAGUUGAUGUCACUUGAUGAUAGAAAAAUAUUUUUUUCAAGAGAUGUUAAGUUUUUUGAAGAUAAAUUUCCUUUAAAAGAAAACCUUAAUAACAGUACUGAUAAUACUAUUAGUGAUAAUAGUAUUGAUCAGUUAUCAAUUUUUGAACAAAAUGAGUAUCCUAACACAUCCUAUGAUGAAGUGAGAGAGAAUGCAUAUCCUAGUAGUGAAGGCAGUGACCCUUCUCAUUCUGGCAGUGUCACUGAAGACAUUACCAAUGAGGAGGUUGUUGCAGCAACACAUGAGGAUAAUGAAAAUAAUUCUGAGGGUGAUGUAAUUGCUGAAAAUGAUAAUGAUUUUGUUGCUAAUGAAAAUGCUGAAAAUGAUAAUGAUCUUAUUGUUAAUGAUAUGAUUGAUUAA
Messenger RNA from Erigeron canadensis, 2385 nucleotides. RefSeq lists its product as uncharacterized. The coding region runs from base 1 to 2385 and encodes 794 amino acids. The record is from RefSeq and is a predicted model, not a curated record. Gene Ontology annotation, molecular function: nucleic acid binding. Gene Ontology annotation, biological process: DNA integration. NCBI's taxonomy places the organism in Eukaryota, Viridiplantae, Streptophyta, Magnoliopsida, Asterales, Asteraceae. The transcript has 3 exons.